Molecule: messenger RNA, 3185 nt
Organism: Amaranthus tricolor (Joseph's coat)
Lineage: Eukaryota; Viridiplantae; Streptophyta; Magnoliopsida; Caryophyllales; Amaranthaceae
Product: peroxisomal ATPase PEX6
Exons: 16
Coding region: 156-2999 (947 amino acids)
Biological process (GO): protein import into peroxisome matrix
Cellular component (GO): peroxisomal membrane; cytosol
Molecular function (GO): ATP hydrolysis activity; ATP binding
Source: RefSeq, a predicted model, not a curated record
GUCACUAUAUUCCGGUAAUUCCACCAUAUCAGACUCCAUAACAGUCAACAUUCAGUAUCAUUCUGAUUUCUGCAUACAUUUCUUAGAUUAAUACACUCACAAUUCUUCACUCUUUUUCUAUGUAAAUCCCAGAUUAAUACACCCCCCAAUUCAUUAUGGUGGAAAAAAGGAAACCUUUAAUUCUUGCUUCCACUAAAACCCUCCUCAAUGCACUAUCUCAAAACCCCAAUAACAACAACAGUAACAGCCUACAAUCUGGUAAUUGUCAUGUUAAUACUCCCUUAUCUUCAUCCUCUGAUUCUUCUCCUUUAUUUGUUCAAGUACAAGCAGGAAUUCUUAAGUUUCCCAACAAUAAAAAUGAAAUUCCACCCCGAAUUUCUUCUCUUGAUCAUUCUUCCCUUAUUGGUCUCCCCGUUGCCAUCCUAAAACGCCUUGCCAUAACUUCUGGCACUCUGGUGCUCAUCAAGAAUCUUGAGACCAAUGUGCAAAGGAUCGGCCAGGUUGUAGUUCUAGAUCCCCCUAUUUCCCAAGAUGAGUUAGUGCCUGAUGAAGGGGCAGGCUCCUGUGCCGCUGAUACAAUGCUUGUUUUUCCAUCAUUAACUUUCUGCAAAAGCUACCUCUGCCCGUUGAGCCAAAAUCUUGCAUAUCUCUCUCCUCUCUUGGCAUUUAAUGUAGACCUACAUACUUCAUGCUUGACUUCUCUUCUUCGCCAUGGAAAUGAGUCUUUGGCAUCAAUUUUUGACGUUCAUGAUUAUGUAAAGAAAAGCGGAGGUUUGGAAGAUUGUGCUGUCAAUUUGAGGCUAGAGCCUUGGCCACAUGUGCCACGAUAUGCAUCACAUUUAAGAAUAUCUUUUGUGAAGAUACCUGAGUGUGGUACCAUUGAGUCUCUUAAAGGAAAAUCUUCCAUCGAAACUAUGGAUCGUCAAGAAAUGAUUGAUUUGGCGUUACAGGACUAUUUCAACAUUGAUAGAUAUCUGGCUAAAGAUGAUGUGUUUAGAAUUAAAAUUGACUGGAAUUGUAAUUCAGUUUUGUGUGUCAGUUGUAGCCUGAGAAAAAAGAAUGAUCAAGGUGAUAUUAUAUACUUUAAGGUUGUUGGCUUAGAUCCUCCAGAAGAACCUAUUCUUCGUGUUAAUCGUGAACAAACUGCCCUUGUUCUUGGUGGAAGUGCUGCUGCUGCUUUUCCUCCAGAUUUGUUGAUCUCUGAGCCUGUCGAUAUUGCUCCUUUGCAGAGGGAUACUAUCAAAUCCUUGGGAUCCAUUCUUACUCCACGUCUCUGUCCAUCAGUAUUUUCUUCAAAAUUCGGAGUUUCCAUCUUAUUGCAUGGUUUGGCAGGAUCUGGUAAGAGGACUGUAGUCAGAUAUGUUGCUCGUCGACUUGGUCUGCAUGUAGUGGAAUACAGCUGUAAUACUUUAAUGGAAGCAUCUGAAAACAAAUCAUCUUCACUACUUACUCAGGCCUUUAGUACGGCUCAUAGAUACUCUCCUGCCAUAUUGUUGUUGCGACAUUUUGAUGUCCUCCGUAAUUUGGCGUCAAGUGAGGGCUUGCAAUGUGAUCACACUGGUCUCGUUUCUGAGAUUGCAUCUGUCAUAAGGAAGUUCACACAGGCAGUUGUCAUGGCUGAAGAAAAUUCUUAUGAAGAAAAAUUGAAUGGUGUCCCUCAGCUGAAAAGUGUUGGAGCGAUAAGGCAGCCAUGGGUCUUGUUAGUUGCAGCAGCGGAGAGUACUGAAGGUCUACCACCUGCUAUUAGACGUUGUUUUAGCCACGAGCUGAAUCUAGCUCCUUUGACUGAAGAAGAAAGAGCUAAAAUGCUUACAAAAUCAUUGCAAAACGUUUCUGAAAUCUUAGAUGAUGCUGACUUGGAAUGUGUGGUGAAGGAUAUUGUUGCUCAGACAUCAGGAUUUACACCCAGGGAUUUACGUUCGCUAAUUGCUGACGCUGGGGCCAAUUUGAUUCCCAAGGAUCUUUAUCCAAAUGACCCCGUAAAGACAGUUGAUAAUGAUUCUCUCGUACACAAUCCUGUCCAAGCUAAAACUGUUGAAGAGGAUAUUAAGACCCCUAGAAAAGAAGAUUUAUUAAAAGCAUUGGAGCGUUCAAAGAAGAGGAAUGCAUCUGCAUUAGGUGCACCUAAGGUUCCAAAUGUUAUAUGGGAAGAUGUUGGCGGGCUUGAAGACGUAAAGAAAGCAAUUUUGGAUACUGUUCAGCUACCUCUCCUACACAAAGAGUUAUUUUCAUCGGGGUUGCGUAAACGUUCUGGGGUUCUUCUUUAUGGUCCUCCAGGCACAGGAAAGACACUAUUGGCAAAAGCAGUGGCAACAGAGUGCUCCCUGAACUUUCUCAGUGUAAAAGGACCGGAACUGAUCAAUAUGUACAUUGGAGAGUCAGAGAAAAAUGUACGAGACAUAUUUCAGAAGGCUAGAUCAGCACGUCCAUGUGUCAUAUUCUUCGAUGAACUUGAUUCACUUGCCCCAGCUCGAGGUGCUUCUGGUGAUUCUGGGGGCGUUAUGGACAGAGUAGUUUCUCAGAUGCUUGCUGAGAUUGAUGGUCUCAGUGAUUCUACUCAGGAUUUGUUCGUAAUUGGCGCAAGCAAUCGCCCAGAUCUGAUUGAUCCAGCACUCCUGCGGCCCGGAAGAUUCGACAAGCUUCUAUAUGUUGGGGUUAAUGCAGAUCCAUCUUAUAGAGAGCGAGUCCUUAAAGCUCUCACUCGGAAGUUUCAAUUGCACGAAGAUGUAUCUCUUUAUGCAAUUGCAAAACGGUGCCCUCCAAAUUUUUCUGGUGCAGAUAUGUAUGCUUUGUGUGCAGAUGCUUGGUUUCAAGCUGCAAAACGGCAGGUCUCGAGCUCUGCAUCAGAUUCAUCCAGCAAUGACAAUCCUGAGGACGCUGUUGUUGUGGAAUACGAAGAUUUCAUCAAGGUCUUAGGCGAGUUAGCCCCAUCUCUCUCUUUAGCAGAACUUAGGAAAUAUGAGACGUUGCGGGAUCAGUUUGGAGGAGGUUCAAAUUGACACCUGCAGAAUUGUAGCUUCUUUUUUUCUCAUUUCUAUUCCUUCCCCCAUUUCAAAUGUUGUAAAUGGUUGUUAAUGAUUAUAAUUAGACGGCUGCCAACAAAUGAAUAUCACACCAAAACAGAUUACUACAUGUAUUUUUGUCAACUUAUACGUAUUUUGUCUGUCAAACAAAACUAACAGCUU